Messenger RNA from Alternaria conjuncta, 1251 nucleotides. RefSeq lists its product as uncharacterized. Bases 1 to 1251 code for a protein of 416 amino acids. NCBI's taxonomy places the organism in Eukaryota, Fungi, Ascomycota, Dothideomycetes, Pleosporales, Pleosporaceae. Gene Ontology annotation, cellular component: membrane; endoplasmic reticulum. Gene Ontology annotation, biological process: transmembrane transport. The transcript has 4 exons. The record is from RefSeq and is a predicted model, not a curated record.
AUGGGUGUGGCUGCAGGCGAACUCAUCGUACCUUUCACCGGCGCCAUUCAAGCUGCCUUCUCGGUGCUCCUGACCAUUGCUUUUGGUGUUGUCGCAGCACAAUGCAACUUACUUUCGCCCAACGCGGCGAAGGAGGUGUCGAAGCUAUGCGUGCGCAUGUUUCUGCCGGCUUUGUUGAUCUACAAAAUUGGGUCCAAUCUGCAUCAGGACACCGGAGUGCGAUAUGUGCCUGUUCUGACUUGGGUAGCACCAGCAAUCGCCUUCAAUAACACGACCUCUCUUCCCCUCCUCCUUAUACAGUCUCUCAAGCAAACCCAAGUUCUCGAUGCCAUACUCAUUGGCGGCGAGUCUGGCAGUGAGGCCAUGGAUCGAGCCGAAUCAUACUUCCUGGUGAAUGCAAUGGUCAGCAACUCGCUUACCUUCGCGCUUGGGCCGCGCUUGUUGAGGCCAGGAGACGAGGACGCAUCCAAUGAACCACAUGAAGAGGACGAUGAUUCGGAGAACGGCGAAGCGAACGGAGAUGGCGUGAGUAGUGAUAUGGAGCGAGGUCCUGAUGGGAUAGUCGAUGAGGAGACUUCGCUACUCCCACAACAGUUGACCAAGCCCGCAAAUCGUGUGGAGGUAAAGGGAUAUUUGAAGACAAGAGCAUGGUUCAACAACUUGUCUCCGUGGCUACAAGAGACACUGGAAAUCACAUGGCAUUUUGCCAACGCUCCCUUGAUCGGCGCUAUCGUCGGAGCAGUAAUCGGAUUGACGCCCGCGCUUCAUCGAAUCUUUUUCAGUCCUAGCAACGAGGGUGGUUAUCUCAACGCGUCGAUCACGGCGGCGAUAAAGAAUAUCGGUGAUCUGUUUGCUUCGUUGCAGAUCAUUGUUGUUGGGGUAAAGCUCAGCAAGAGCUUGUUGCGCAUGAAGCGCGGAGAGCACAGUGGGGAGGUGCACAAGGGUAGUUUGGCGACCGUGACCUUGAUUAGAUUCAUCAUCUGGCCCUUAAUAAGCAUACCUUUGAUCUACGCAAUCGCCUCGAAGACGAAGCUUCUAGAUGCAGACCCUAUGCUUUGGUUCUCGAUGAUGCUCAUGCCGACCGGUCCGCCUGCUAUGAUAUUGGUAGCGCUAGCCGAUGUUACAGGUGCAGCGGAGUCGAUGAAGAUGACUGUUGCAAAAUUCUUAACAAUCAGUUACGCAGUCACUCCCAUGAUAUGCUUUGCUGUAGUUGGAGCUUUGAAAGCUACCGAAGCUGCGAUCGAUCAAUGA